CUCAACACUACCACCACCACCACAACUCUUCCAAUCAAACCAAUAAAUCACCAACGAAAACAAAAUGAUGAACCUCUCCCCCCCACACCCCCGCCCUUUCGUCAAGAGCCACCCCCACAUCAACCCGGCCUCCCUCAAGAAACCCAGCCGCUGGUAUCUGCCCCUGAUGGCGGCCAUCGCUCUCGGCUUCGGCGCCUACAACCACUACACGGCCACCUCUACCUCUCCCUCUACCUCUCAGAAAUCCCUCCAGAACCAACACCUCUACCAACAGCAAGAAGAAGAGCGCCUCCGCAAAAACCGCGCCCUGAUGGACGCCUACGGCGACAAGGAGACCCUGCAGGACAUCGAGCGCGCGCUGGUCGUGUAUGAUCUCCAGUGAUCAUGCCAAGCCGAUGGGGUGGGAUGCGUGCUGUGCGAUGCAUACGGGGUGCGGUGCGGAUCGGGUCUAACCCAGGCAUGGGAGUGGGGUUGAGGCCCCUUUGCAUGGGAUCAUGAUUAUGGAUGGCGUUUUGGGAUUUUGAUUUUGUUGGUUGGAUUAGCGGGUUUGAUGUUUGAGCAAGGGAUUGGGAUGCACUGGCUGGGAAGGAUGGAUGGAUGCAGCUGGUCUGUUUCUUUUUCUGUUUCUGGUUCUGGUUCUUUGCCAGAUGGCUACAUACUAUACAAGUG
This is a messenger RNA of Aspergillus brunneoviolaceus CBS 621.78, 669 nucleotides long. RefSeq lists its product as uncharacterized. The transcript is spliced from 2 exons. Bases 65 to 382 code for a protein of 105 amino acids. Lineage: Eukaryota; Fungi; Ascomycota; Eurotiomycetes; Eurotiales; Aspergillaceae. The record is from RefSeq and is a predicted model, not a curated record.